AUGUGCCCGGGGUUCCCCACCUCUCACCUUCGGGUUCAGGUGGUGGACCUGCAAGCUCUGCCGCCGGAGGAGGCAGACCCGGCCUUAGCGAGAAGCUCUUGUUUGCUUACAGGGCCUUGGGAAGGUUAUGUGUUGAGCGUCAUUUGUCCUGACACGCUUGCCUGUCAGCAUUUGUUCCUCAACUACACCUGCUUUUUCUCUUUUACAGAGCAGUAUGAAGUAGUGGGUCCUGCAGAUGCUGUUCUUGCUGUAGCUGGUGAAGAUGUGAUUUUGCCCUGUUCAGUCAAACCCAACAUCAGUGUUGUGGACAUGAGAGUGGAGUGGUUUAGACUUGAUCUGAAAGACUCACAACUAGUGCAUCUCCAUGAGGAUCAUAUAGACAAAAACACAAAUCAGAUUCAGUCCUACAGAGGCAGAACAAAACUGAAUCAUCAAGAACUACAGAGAGGAAACGCAUCACUCAAACUCUCAUCAGUCCGAGUCUCUGAUGAAGGACUUUAUAAGUGUUUUAUUCAGUCCAAAUCCUGGUCUGAUGAUGCCACUGUUAAUGUCAGUGUUGAAGCUGUAGGACGUCCUCCAGUGAUUACUGUAGAUGGGUUUGAUCAUUCAGGAGGGCUUCAUCUACUGUGUGAAUCUGAAAGUUGGAACCCUGAACCUGAUCUUGAGUGGCUGAACAGUGAAGGAGUCAGUUUGAGUUCAGAAACUACAGAGAUGCAAAGAAAAAUAGAUGGAUUCAGUGUAAAACACACCGUCACUGUAUAUGAGAGAGACAGCAAGAUUCACUGCAGAUUCAAACUGAAGCAUCACAUGCUGGAGACACUUAUGAUCACAACAAGUAAAAUGUUUAAUUCUUGGAGGACAUCAAUCAUCCUGAUUUCAGUUUUUGUUGUGCUCAGUGUCAUUGCUGGAAUACUGAUAGCUGUGUUUGUUCAUAAAAACAAAGAACUCAGUCAACUACAGAAUAAACUCAGUCGACUACAGAAUGAACACAGUCAACUACAAAAUAAACACAGCCGACUACAGAAUGAACACAGUCGACUACAGAAUGAGAAGAGGAGAGUACAACAUGUUCUUAUGAUUCCUAUAAAAAUAAAUAAUUGUCAAUGUAUUUAUUAUAAACUCACCUGUAAAGCAGAAUUUUCAAUAUUUUCUGCAGUGAAUGUGAUUCUGGAUGCUGAUACGGCUCAUCCACGUCUCAUCGUGUCUGAUGAUGGGAAACAAGUGAGAUCUGGAAACACACAAAUGAUAGGAAAAGGAAAAGACAGAUUUGAUGAAGAUCUUGGUGUUGUUGGGAAGGAUGGAUUCUCCUCAGGGUGUUUUUACUUUGAGGUGCAGGUGAAGGAACAAACUCAGUGGUAUUUAGGAGUGACCAGAGAAUCUGUUAACAGGAAGGACUGGAUCAGUAUGAGUCCAUUGAAUGGAUACUGGUCUGUGUGUCUGAGAUAUGGGGUGUAUCAAGCUUGUGAUUCUUCUGAUUACUUUUUUUCUCUGAGUGUGAAUCCUCAGAGGGUCGGUGUGUUUGUGGAUUAUGAGAAGGGUCUCGUCUGCUUUUAUGAUGUGGAGCCCAUGUCUCAUAUCUACACUUACACUGAUCAGUCUUUUAAUGAGAAACUCUAUCCAUUUGUUUGUUUGGGGUAUUGGAGUAAUGAAAACUCCACACCACUGAUCAUCUGUGAUGAUUACGAAUGAGAUCAGUGAACAUGGAACAAACUGCUGGUUCGUCUGGCCAGAGGAGAACUGGCCUCCCAACUGAGGCUGGUUUCUCCCAGG
This is a messenger RNA of Labeo rohita (rohu), 1770 nucleotides long. Its product is annotated as butyrophilin-like protein 3. The coding region runs from base 1 to 1689 and encodes 562 amino acids. The record is from RefSeq and is a predicted model, not a curated record. The transcript has 7 exons. NCBI's taxonomy places the organism in Eukaryota, Metazoa, Chordata, Actinopteri, Cypriniformes, Cyprinidae. Gene Ontology annotation, molecular function: protein binding.